Messenger RNA from Penicillium egyptiacum, 1323 nucleotides. The record is from the annotation of a GenBank genome assembly. NCBI's taxonomy places the organism in Eukaryota, Fungi, Ascomycota, Eurotiomycetes, Eurotiales, Aspergillaceae.
AUGGCUGACUCGCCGUGUCCACCAAUGGAAGAUACAUACCACCCUGAGCCAGAUGUUGAAUAUCUCGAGAACUAUGUGCCAGGUGGAUACCACCCAACUCUCAUCGGAGACACCUUUUGUAGUUCAUUCAGAAGCUUGGGUUUGGUGGAUAUUCAACAAUUUAACAAUUUGGUUCGCCGGGAUCAGCAGCGCCAGCGCUACGUAUCGCCAAAGAUACUGACUGCGAGAGAAUGGCCAGUUAGUUACGAGGGAAAAGUCCUUCAAUACCUGAUGAAGAACGACCUUACCCAUGCUGGAAAGCAAUUCAUUCCGCCGCUGUUGGACCAAUUCUCGUUUCAUGGUCCAAACGGACAUCAUCAGUGCUUGGUCGGAGAGCCUGCUGGCGUUAGUAUUGCUAAGUCCAAGAAGGACAGCGAAAACUUUAUGUUUCCAGCGGACGCUGCUAGAUCUACUGCCGCCCAGAUCCUCUUAGGGUUGUCCUAUCUGCACGCAAACGGCAUAUGCCACGGAGAUCUCCAUUUGCGCAACUUUCUCUUACGCAUUCCGAAUUUCGAUGGCCUAAGCACAGCUGAGUUAUACAAGCGCUUUGGCAAGCCAUGCGAGGUUCCUAUCCGGCGACUUGAUGGGAAGACUGGUGAACCCCACGCACCACCGCAUACCAUCUUUCCCAUGGCUUUGAACAUGCCUGCCAACGAGUUGGAUAGGUCCGAAAUCAUCAUCUCAGACUACGGCACAUCCUUUUUUGUGUCACAUGUGCCCUCACCGACUCUCUACACCCCAGCCCUAUACUCUCCACCAAAAGACUUUUUCGAUGGACCCAUCAAUCAACCUACCGCAGCUGAUAUAUGGACCCUAGGUGUCAACUUGUACGAGGUCUUGGGCGAGCGUCCAGUCUUCGAAACAUUUUCCUGGGAUCGAGAUGACAUUGUCGGCGAGAUGAUCAACACACUGGGACGACCGCCCGUGAGAUGGUGGAACUCUUGGGUUAACCGCCCCGAAUUCUUCAAGGAGGAUGGGUCAUGGGUCGCUGACUUCAGCCGUAUCAGCACUCCUGUCUUCCGGCGUCUGCACCAGCGCCUCUGGAACAUAGGCCGCAGCGAGGCGGAGAAGACGUGCGAAUGGGACGUCGCAGGUGGUGAACUACGUGCGUUGGAGGACUUCCUCAGAGCUAUGAUGACGUUUGAACCUGUAGAACGACCCACGCCGGACCCACUCCUCAGAUCUGAAUAUAUGGUGAGGUGGGCGUUGGCCGCGUGGGAAAGGCAGAAAAGACAGAAAAGCGCGCACCAUGCGAAUGACGGUAUCAGGGUAUCUGCGAGCUGA